This is a messenger RNA of Labrus bergylta (ballan wrasse), 12607 nucleotides long. NCBI's taxonomy places the organism in Eukaryota, Metazoa, Chordata, Actinopteri, Labriformes, Labridae. The record is from RefSeq and is a predicted model, not a curated record.
AAGGAGAAGUCUGGAUAAGUUUGGAUUUUUUUUUUUUUUUUUAUCACCAGGACACCAGGAUUAAUGUGGAUAUCUAAACACGUCGGAUCGUUUCCCACAAGGUGAGCGAUGAGGAGCAGCAGGAGGACGGAGGUUUCUCUGAGAAGCUCUGCUCAACAGCUCGCCGAUCACAGCCUUAGCACAGAGCUGACAACUGCAUGGAAAAGUUUGUCCCAGUCCAAAGCUGCUUUGCGGCACAUAGAAAACCGCCUAGAGGCAACUCCAGGGACAGGGGUUCUGCUGGAGUCUGUCAUGGACCCUCCCAAGAAGAAAUCCUCCAAGACGGUUCGCCACAGGGGUGGACAACAAGCUGAUGCCAGUGGAGGGUCUUCUAAGCGCAGGGGGCGUAGUCAGCAAAGUCCAGAAAAAAGCAGCUCCCGCAGCCCUCUAAGAAAUACCACCCAGGACAGUAAUGUCCUCAGGAACAACAGUGUGGAGUUCAGGGAACCCCUGACCUCCUUCAGAGAGGCCACCCCUCCACCACAUCCCUCCUCUCAGCUGGAGGCCUACAGUCUGCAGUCGGUGCCAGGGUCUUCGCACCCCUCCUCUCCUCCUUCCUCAGAUCCUCUUCUAAGCCAGCUGGUCUAUCAGAGAGACACCAGGGACAAACAGACAGACAAGGACCUGGACAGCACACACUCCUCGGCUCUGGAGAGCACAGAGGUCCGCUACCUCAAUGACCAGCCAGCCCUGGUUACGCUGAGGACUAUUGGGAACCAUUCACGACCCACAGAUGUAGGGACGAUCGAGGAGAACAGAACUCCCAAAGCACAACCUGGAAUGGAGAGCCAAGAAUCAAACCCAUGUGGAGCACCGGCCCCAGUCUCCAAUCACAGAGGGGACAGCACCCCCUCCAGCAGCCCUGGCUCAGCUUCCCAGCGGCUGGAGAAUUUAAGGAGACAUCAGCCUGAUGAUAAGCUGGAAAAGCUCAAAGAGCGCAUUCGCAGGCAGAGACAACAUCUGGAGGAGGCUGCAGAAAGAGAGAAACUGCUGGGUUAUCUGGAGCAGCCCAUUAUGGCAGCUGUGGAGAGCAACAACGCCGGUACUAGCAACAUGCCCACAGCCAAAAUACGGAAAGUAGCAGCUGCACCGCCGGCACCUAUUUACAAAGGUUUUAACAGUACUGAGACGAAGAUCCGAACUCCUGAUGGGAAAGUUUGGAACGAGGAGGAGUUUCAUAACCUCAGCAGAGAAAUAUACAGAGACCUGUCUCGACAGUUUGCUGAGACCACUAGAUCCAGGAAUCAGCAGCUGAGAGACCAGAGAGCUGACCGAUCCAAAGAGAGGAGGCCUCCCAAGCCGGUCAGGAAGGUCCACAGAGCAGCCCCUUCUUCUGACCUAAAUGCAAAACCAGUGAUAAGUCCUGCAUCAUGGAGAGAGGGCCAAAAGCUUGUAAAGAUGGUACUGGGUCCAGUUCCCAAGCCUUUAAGGGAGGACCGACCCCAGCCAGCUGACGGACUGAACAGAACAGCUUCGCGGCACCGCUCCAGUUCAGACCCACGCUCAGAAGAAAAAUCAAGGUCUCGCCCAAGCAGCAGAGAGAGGCCUCAUAAUGGUUUCCAGGGGCAACCCAAAAACCGCUCCACUACCACAUCUGCCCCCUCAUCUGCAGAUCGAGAAAGGGCCCCAGAGGUUGUAGGUGCAGAGCUGUUGUCAGCAGACAUUCAGGGGAUACUUGAUGACCUUCAGCUGGAGUGCAGAGAAGCUGAGAGGGCCCGGCAGAGAUCCCGGGCUGGAAGUGGUGGUAGAAGAGGCCGAGGUGGAUCAGGGCCACAAACAAGAACUCCAGUCUCUGCUUGGGGAACUACUGUGACAAAAGGUUCCCCCUCGAGAGGAUGCCGCAGCGCGAGCCCAACUUCACACAGACCUCACACUUCUAACUCGGCUGACAUGGCGCUCAAAAAGCGACACUACGAUGCAGAUACGGUCCGCCAGUAUAUUUUAAAGCAACAGGAGGAGAGAAAGAGACGUCAGGCAGAAGAGAAGCGGGUACUAAGGGAGGAAGGCGAGAGGAGAAACCAGAGACUGCAGGAGCUCUACCGGAAACAAAGACAAGUAGCCAAAACAGUGGCCCUGGCUAGUGAGGUUCCUGUGGCCUCUGUACAACAGCGACUACAGGAGACCUACAACAAACUGAUGGAAGAGGUGCAACUGGGCGAGGAGGCCACACACACGCUACCUGCUGCUCCAGCUAUUCAAAUGAGGCCGAUGUACCAGCCCUCAGGAGAGUCGGACAAAGAAAACAAAAGGCUUGAGGCACCACAGAGUCCUUCAAGCAGUGACCGAUCUUUGAAUGAUCAGCCUGCUCCUCCUUUGUCCAGGACUGAUCUGGAUGUCGGAGUUGCGUCUUUGCUUCAGUCCGACCGUUUGAAUCCCACUUUUCGUCCUAAUACUGGCCCCAGCAGCAGUAGUAUGCAGACCCCUUUUGGUGGCCCUCUCCUCUCUCAGCUUCUAAAGCUGGAGUCUGCCGUGGCAGCUAGUGACAGACUGCCCACCCAACAACCGGCCACAGCACCCUCCAUCAGGCCACGGUCCAAGUUGUUGCGCAUUGAGGCUCUCAAGGCCACAGCUGCCUCCCUUUCCAACCGUAUAGAGAGUGAAGCAAGAAAGCUUGCUGGGGAGGGGAUCAACUACGGUGCAGCAACUUCAAUGGAAGGUGACACUGUUCUGGCUCUUAGACCCUCUACAGCUUAUGUUGAUGAUGGAUGCUGGGCGGAAACAGCUGCCACAGAAAAUAAUGAUGUAGGGUUGAGGUUUCAGAGGAUUUUGACUAGCACAGGUCAAAGUUCAUUCGACGGCACAGUCUUUCCAGGAGCAGGCAAUCUGCACACCCUUGGGGGACAGAAACAAACUAUGGGUGCACAUACCAAUCUGACAAAACCAAACACAACAUCAGCUGAUUUUACAGGGCCCAUUCUUAACAGUUAUACACAUGAAAGGAGGAAGCUGGUGAACGGCUUUGAGGAGGUAGAGAGAAAGGAUAAAACUGCACAAAGGAGAGGAUAUGGUUUGAUGGAGGAUAAGAAUCGGACAGACCUUCAUGACUCAAGUGCAGGUUCCAUUAGUGAGGGUCCUCUUCUGAGUGAAGGAAGCUUUUCUGAGGAUGAGACCAGCCCUCCUCGACCCUCCAACAAUGGUGUGCCCAAACCGGCAGAUCGCCUGACAGCAGUGGACUACUGUGUGGGUCAAAGAAAGGAUUUCAAGCGGAUAUCUGAGUUUCAGAGGGAGGCAGCAAGUUGCUUGGCCUUCAGCUCACCUUUUGUGCAGCAUGAGGGCAGCAAAGCAGCCUGGGAGGAGCUGAACAAAGGGAGCCCUCUAAGUGUCAUCAAUAUUUACACCAAGAACCUUCAUAGCCAGGCUAACGUGAUGGGGAGGAACUCUGAGAGGAACUCAUCUCCCUCUGCCCAGGCUGUGCACCUUGGAAAUGGCUCUGUAGAUGCAGCAGUCUAUGAAGAUGACUUUGUGUCAUCAUCACAUAGCAGCGGAUACAGUGGCCAGUUAAAAAGAGGCUCCAAUUCACACAGUGUGAACACUCAUUUUGAGGAGCUGAUGAGGAGGUCUCCUUAUGAUAAAAACACGGGAGGCAUCAAUUCCAACCAUUCAUCCAUCCACUCAUCGAAUCACUCGCCACAUCUCUCCUCUGGUUCAGCAUCUAUCUCUUCACCCUUCUCUAAGCACUCCGCCAAAAAAAGAGGCACAGCAUCGGACCAGAGUGAUGGCACCUUGGUGGGAGAGCAGAGGAGCUCCUGCUCGCCCCCCUCUGAUGCAUUAUCCUCUGACUCUAGGAAGAGGGGCUCAGACAAAAGCUCUGCCCACAGCCAGGCCAGGAGUGUCCACCAUAAUGACACUUUAGGGGAAACCUUUCAACAAAGUUUGGAAGUUGACGGUAAGAAGUCCUCAGCAGCUGCGCCAAAACACGCUUCUCCACGCAGCUCUCCAGAUUCUUCUCCUCCGAGUGGAUCUAACUCUCCCAGUGAGGCUGUGAGAAGUCGCUCUCUGGGGGCAAAUAACCCAAACACAGGCACCAAAACUCACAGCAGUAGAGCAGAGACGAGGACCACAGGUCAACUGCAAUAUUCCCCAGCUGUCUUGCAGCAGCGCAUGGCAGCAGAGCUCCACUACCUGGAGUCCAUAGAGGAGUCAGUCCGACACCUCAGUGACAUGGAGAGGCUGAUGGGAGUGUCCAUGGCUCAGCAGGAGAGCGUGUCAUUGGCCCAGAUGCUAAAGGCCAAGCAGCAGAGCCAUGAGCAUGACCUCUACGAGCUGAAGAUCAAGGCUGAGAGGGAAGCCCUGGAGGCACAGCUGCAGCUGGAGGAAAACAGGCAGAGGGCAGCCAGGGCUCACAUAGAGCUGCAGGAAAGCUUGGCUGGAGCUCAAAAAGAUACCUUGGAGGGCCUCCAGGAGGCAACAACAAAGAUGAUGAGUCAACAGGCUGAGGCAGCACGGUACACAGCCGAAACUGCCCGACACAUCAAGGAGAUGACAGAAAUGGCCCGGUCACAGAUAGCAGGAGCUUUGGUUGUCCCUCCUGUUGUCACAAAUUCCUCAAAGAAAGAACAGCAGAGCCCCUCUCAGCAGCGACAGGAUGAAUCUGACAGCUUUCAGAGUCAGGUGUCAAGCAGAAAAUCAGGACCAGAGGAAUCCCUGUCUCCACUGAACAGCCUUAGUCACUCUGACUCGCUAUCCUUUAAAAGACCCCACCUCAGUGGAGCCGACUCUAGCUGCCACCAAAGCCUAACGCACGGCUCCUCGGACCAGACAGAAAGGAUGAAAAAAGGAGCAGUAGAGGGGAAACAGAGACAGAGGGGAGCUGAAGAGAGGGAAGCAGCCAGUAGCUCCAUAGAGGAGGAAGUUCUUACAGCAGCUAAUGAUUCCCUCUGCAGUGACAGCAUCCACUCUGUAAAUGAAAAAGGAGACAGUACUUCAAUAGCAACAGAGUACUCUCUAAAGUUUGAUGAGUCCAUGACGGAGGACGAGAUAGAGGAGCGCUCCUUCCGCUCUCUGCUGCCGUCAGAGGCGCACAGGCGUGGAACGAAGGAGAAGAAGUCCCAGCACCACGAGGAAUCAGAGGACGAUGGAGCCAAUCACAGCAAGACACUGAUUUCAGGAGAACACAAUAUCUUAAAGGUGAGAGAUGCCAACAUGGCCUUCUCGGGUGGACAGGACAGCUUUUCACAGUUCACAAUGGAUAUGGUCCGUCAGUACAUGAAGGAUGAGGAAGUAAGACUGCAACACCAGAGCUCCUUGCUACAUCUCCGCCAGAAAGCUCUCAAAGAGAAGACCAAGACUGAGCUGGCCUGGCUUGAGCACCAGAAAAGGAGGCUGAGGGACAAGGGAGAGGAUGACAAAAUGCCGCCCAUUAGGAAGAAGCAGAGGGGCCUUUUGUUGAAACUACAACAAGAGCAGGCUGAGAUCAAACGACUCCAGGAGGCCAACAAAGCAGCCAGGAAGGAGAGGCAGCUUUUGCUGAAGCAGCAGAAGGAGAUUGAACGCAUGAGAAACUCCACACUCCGACUGAAGGAGCGUCUCAAGUGUGCCGGGGGUGAAGCACCACCUGAGACCCCCGUGUCAGAAACCCCUCUGUCUGAGGCAGCCUCCGCUAACAUCAGACAUGCUGAAGAUGGCCGCAGCCCUUCUCCUCCGCUCUCCAUCUCUGGAAGUGAGACCAGCAGCAUCAUGCAGAAGCUCAAGAAGAUGCGCUCUCACACGGAUGAAAAACACUGUUCUCCCGUCCACUGCUUCUUCUCUGUGUUCACGGCCCACCACUGGGCCUCCCUCAGUGUCUGUCUUCCCAAACUACACCCUAAAUUCCAGCUCUUUAUCUACAACCAGUUGGUCAGGUUCCUGACAAAGAGGGAGCAGCAGCUGAUGCAGAGGCGUCACCAUGCCGAGGAGCUGCUAAAGUGGAAACAGCGGCUAGACCAGGAGGAGGCAGAGGUCCGUAGGAUGGAAAAGGAGGCCAUGGCUGUAUGGGACAGAAACACACUCAAGAGCAAGAAGGACGAGAUGUUGGACAUUAGCCCCAGACAGCAUCAAAGCUCAGAGCCAAGAACCGACAGUGAGAAAGAGUAUGUGAGUGAGGGCGACAUUUCCUCAUUAACACCAGAGUCCAGUAUACACACAGAGGGACCUGGAUCCGAGCAACCAGGAAGUCCAUCUUCAGUACAACCUGUGUCGGCCUCUGAAACACCUUUGGCUUCCAUCCAAAGCAGCCAUGCAAAUUACACCCAGGACUUUACCUCAGCUUCACACUCCCCUCACAGACAAUCGGCCCAGACUCCAUUCAAAGGCAGCCACAGCCCUGCUUCCUCUCCUUCAGAUGGCAGCAGCAAAACCAGGAUGCAGCUCCGCUCCUCCUCCCGGACCCCAAACCAGGCCUGCACUCAGCACUCUGAAUCCCCCAUGGCCCCACAGCCAGAACUCAUUUCAGACCAGAGCGACAUAGAGACCCGUAUCAAGGCCUUGACGGAAGAACUCCGAAAACGAAAGUCUAUGGCCAACCAACUGAAGAAAGAGCAGAAGAAGAGGAACAAGGAGCGUCUGAAGGCAAAGGAGGCCAGCCUACUGAAGCAGCUGGAGAGCUAUGACAACUUCAUCGAGAAAACUAAGGCAGAACUGAACAAGGAGCCAGACUCAACACUGGAUUCAAACUCCCAGAUCAAAGACUCUGCUUCAGUUGCAGAGCAGUCAAGUAUUAAAGCAGCUGCUCACAGCUCUGAAACCAGCAACAUCUCCGGUUCUGAAAGAAGGCGAAUUGAAGCUUCAUUUGAAAACAAUUACCUUCCUCAACCUGAUGAUAGUAGAUCGACUUCAGUGCCUGAAGAGUUGUCUGAUGAAGACCCACCAACGGUCACUCCAACCCCGGUUCAUGGCAGCCCAGAGUGUCCAACUUUACAAUCAAGGAGCCGUUUCUCCACAGACAAAAGUCUUACAACACCUUCCUCCAAGGAAGCCCAGGCACAGCUGAAUGAGGCUGGAGGAAAGAACAUUGACCUUUAUCAAAGAUCUGACAAAGUGAGCUUACAGUUUGAGGAUCAGCAUUCUGAACUUCACCAACAAGAAAAGCAAGACAGCAUGGACUCUCAGUGGAAACUGUCUAAAGCCAAAUCCUCUUCUAUUAGUGAAGAAAAGCUGUAUUCCCCAUCUGUAAUUGUAGAACAAGAUAAUCAAACAAAGUCGAGGGAAACAUCUGAAGCUGAACAAUCUAACAUUAUCGCCUCUAGUAAGUCACCUUCAGCUACAAUGGACCUCAAAACCACAGCACAUCUGAGCCCCCACUCCACAUCCAGCAAUCACUCCUGCUCCCCUGACUCGGUUGAAUUUACUUCAAAGAAGGAGGCACCCAUAAAGGAUGUCGAGACCUCAUCUCCCAUAGCGGAUGGUUAUCAUGAUGACUUUGAGUCAUCAGUGGAUUCUUCGCCCCGAGGAGCUCUCUCUCAAAUCUCAGAAAUCAAGGCCUUGGGAAAAGACUCCCCUAGCAGAGCCACUCAGUAUAACAGCCAGUCUGAGGAGGUAGAGGAGGAGAUAGCUGAAGAUGUGAGUCACCAAUCAGGGACUAGUGUUGCUAGCAACCAAUCUGGAAGACAGCUAGAUCUUGGCACUUGCAAAAAAGACUCCCAAAACAACAACAAGGACAAAGUUAAUUCUAGCCUCUCACCUUCCAUGUCCCCUCUUGUUAGAGAUGAAAUGCCAAGUUUUAAGACCGGCGAUCGUGUUCUUGUCAGUGGUGUUCAGCCUGGCACUCUGAGAUUUAAAGGUCCAACCAGCUUUGCUCAUGGCUUCUGGGCUGGCGUGGAACUGGACAAGUCUGAGGGGAGCAACAACGGUACUUACGAGGGCGUUGUAUACUUUGAAUGUAAUGAGAGCCAUGGCAUCUUUGCUCCUCCAGACAAGAUCACACACCUGCCAGACAAGUUUGAGAUUUACACUGACACCACAGAGGAUGAGGACUCAUUUUUUGAUGAUCUGUCAGAUAAAACUGGGGAUAAACACAAAACAAGUCGGGACAAAACUCAAAAUUUGAAGAACAAAAAAGAAGAAAGAAAUCUGAAGGUCUCUGCCUCUGGAGAUAAAAAGGUUACAGAUGAGUUAGUUCACAAAGUUGAAUCCAACCUCAAUUCACAGAAUAACAAAGAAUCAGAGCAGCUCAUUCCUAAUGGCAACACGGGGUACAUUAUGCUGGAUUUAGAAGAUGCACCUACCACACUCCUCAUCUCUGACAUGGACAAAAUGGGUCUGACAAAGCAGAAGAUUACUACCUCUUUUGAGAGAGAAGAUGUAGACUCACCCUGCCAGUUCACUCCUGCAGACCUUUCCUCAGACAUCAGACAAGAUAAGGACAAAGAGAAGGAUGAAUACUCACUGGACAUGUGUGCGGACAAGCUCCUCAACAGCUUUGUGAAGGACGCUGUGGAGCAGUUUGCUGUAAUCAAAAAGGCUAAAGAAAAGAAGAUUCAAGCUGCCAACCAACUGAACGGAGAGCUGUUCAGUGAGCAUGCUGAAGAAGAAGAAUGGUUACCCUCAGUGGAACAAAAAGACGGUCUGCCAUUCUUCCUCUCUGCAGAAAAAGAAGAGCUGUCUUCUCCAGAGCUGUGUAACCGAAUGGAGAGCCCUGUGUUGGGGGCCAGCGGGCAAGAGGAGCUAGCCAAGAGACUAGCAGAGCUGGAACUGAGCCGCGAACUGCUCGACGAGCUGGGUGAAGAUCAGGACUGGUUUGAUGAGGACUAUGGACUGAGCUCCCGCAGAGAACAGCAGAGACUCAAACAGAAGCAGAGAGAGGAGGAGGAAGAGGAGAGGCUGGGGAGGUCAGGCGCAUCAGCUGGAGCAGCCCUGGGGGGGCUCGUCUCUUCACCAGGUGGGGAACAGCAAGUUAAAACCCCACCUAGGCCUGAGCUACCUCUUCACCUGCCGCCCAAACUCCCUGAGCAGCCCGCCAUGGUGGUGCCCCACUCAGCCACUGAGGUGGAGAAGAUGGUCCAUGCUGCCAUUCAAGAGAUUUGGGAGACUUGUGGUCUUGGUAAGGAGGGAGCUCUGACCCUCGCCCAGCUGCCAAACCCCCAACCUUCACAAGAGUAUCUGGGUAAAAAGGCAGACAGCCAGGACCAGGAGGCCCUCUCCAUCCGCAGCUACAGAAAGGCUGUUUAUGACCUGACAUGGGAGAUGCUGCAGGAGAUCUAUGCUGAGGACUCCAACACUGAUCAGCCUCAGUGGGUCAAACCACGCCGUAUCAAGUCAUCCUUCUUCCAUAGAGUAAGGACAGCUGGAGAGAUCGCCAAAGUCCAGGAAUUCAUCACAACAGAAGUACUACAGCUGUACAGUCUGACGAAAGAUCAGUGCCAGAAGACUGACUGGCAGAAGAUGCUUAAAUUUGGCAGAAAAAAACGGGACAGAGUCGAUCACAUACUGGUUCAAGAACUCCACGAGGAGGAGGCCCAGUGGGUCAACUAUGACGAAGAUGAGCUGUUUGUCAAGAUGCAGCUGGCAGACAGCAUCUUUGAUGCUUUGCUGAAGGACACCGCUAACGUGCUAACGCUAAUCUGUGAGAAAAGGGCAAACGUAGACACCCUCUCCUGACAGCUUUCCUACUUAAGAUUUUUGAACUACAACCUCUAGCUCAACCCCCAUCUCCCCUCACCCCAGUGAACUCCAGGUAACUUAACCGCUGCUCUGUCUUCCACCAGCUGAUGUGCCAACAGCAACCCUCAGAUGCCUUCAGUCCUAGCAUUACCUCUAAACGACUUAACAACUCCAAUUUAUUUUUGUGUUAUAAAACUUGCUGAAUGUGCUUCAGCUAAUGUUGUGUUUGUUCUAUUUGUUCUACAAACAAAACCUUUAAAGUAACUAGCUUCAGAUCUCUCCUCCUAGACUGGUCCUUUUGUAAACACCAGUUGGAGAGUGGGAAGAUUAUUUGAUAGGAUUGACUGUGCCAUUUGUUAGCAUUUCAAGUCCAUCUAUGCUGCUAAGGAUUUUAAUAUAUAUGAAAAAAAUGCUGGGACAAAAACCGGUCGCUAUAUUUUGUACCAAACCUUAAAGUAAAUAUAUGUAUGGAUUCAAAAAUUGUAAAAGAGUAGCAGAUAUAAACGAGAUAAUUUGUCCAUGAGUGAUUUGACAGUGACAUGAUAUGGGUUGGCCGAGUUAACCAGCUCCUUAAAAUGAAUCCACUAGAAUGAGUUUCAACAUGGGGCUGUGAAUUUGAUUCUAUGACUCACAGACAUCAGUUAGCUUGAGCUGGAAUAAACAAACUAGAAAUGUGUCACUUUGUCAUUGAUCACAUGUUGUCAGACUGUGCUGUCUAAAAUCAUCUAUGACAUCAGAUAUUGUAUAAAACAUUUCCUUCAUUAAUAUAUUUAGAGUGUAAAAAAUGUUUGAUGAGGCAUGUGGAACAUAUUGAAUUGUAAAUGACAUUGUUAACAUGUAAAGAACAGGUUUUGAACAUCAAAUGAAACUGUAGAAAGCACAAACAGAAAUGUGAAUGUGAACUUGGCAAUAAUUUAUGUAGGAGGUUUGAAGAAUUCGAUUCAAUCCAGAGGUAGCCCGUCAGGGGGGAAAACUGUAUUAUUAUUUAAUUUUUGGACGUGUAUCUCUUCUGUUCUUAAUGACUUUUUCAUCGCAACAACUGUCCACUUAGUCAACACAAUGAAAUGUAUCCCACAUCUGUAUGUCAUGUUUAUAUCUAGAAGGUAUGCCCUCUUAUGGAUUUACUCAUUUUAAAGGUUUCAAACAGCUUAUACAAAGAAAUGCCUGCCAAUGAUUUGCAGUUUACUUUGUUCUUUAAUCUACAUCUCAGUCAACAUCGUUUCUCAUCGUUUAACUAUUAAUGUUUCAUGUUAGCAUCACAGGGAAAAAAACCAUGUCCACUCAUGCUCAAAGAGCCAGUCAUCUUAGUUCCCAUACUGCUAUUUUAUUUUUUAAGGUUUCACACAAUCCUUUUCCCUUUUGAGUCUAAACACACUGAGUAUUUAGUAUGCAAGUAAGACACACAAGACUGUCAGUCGGCCUGAUUUCAGGCUUUUAGAAUCAAAUCAUAGGACAGUACUGACAUGCUGGACUUGAACCUUCAUUGUCCUCCAGUCCUUCUACGUUAUUUGACCUGAGAAUACUCCUGUUGUCUUUUUUUCUGUAGCGGCAUAGAUCUAUUUUUCCCCUUUCUGCUUUGGAAACAAUGCUUAAUGAUGAUCAGCCAGUUCCAACCAGCUGUCUGAAUGUAGCCCAGUUAUGUAGUCAGACGAUUAAGGUAUUGUUUCUCUACAUUGUUCAAGUGCCUCUUGUAGUAGAGUUGAAGAUUUAUAACAGACUCGUUGAUGUCUCAACAUCCUUUGGACCUAUUUACUUUGAAUGUCUCAUUCAACUGCUGUGUACCACCACUUUGUGAAUGAUCUUUAAGUGACUGCUCUUCUCUCUAUCCACUUUACCAAUCCUUCAGUUUCUGCCUUAUCAGUCCUUCUCUAGCGUAGCAUAGCUGCUGAGGGUGGUUUUGAAACCUGUCUCUUUUUCUCCUCUGCCCCAGCCUUUUGGCAAUUGUUUGUAAGCGAAUUACUGUAAAUGUCAUCUGCUUCUUGUUCAUGGUGCAUAUUGACACAGUUGAGUCAUUUUAUUGAUGAACUGUAUCAGGAAGGAGUUUGUGGACACUCCACGCACACAGUGUGAGUCACUGAGCUGACGAGGCAGAGCACGGCAGGCUGUAUGUAACAAAGGGCUAAAUUUGGUCCUCACUGUCAGCGCUGCUUUCUGAUCUAACAAACUAACUAUAGUUUGUUCAUCUUCACAGACAAUCUGCAGCUGAAGUGACCUUAAACUGAGUACAUGGUCUUUCUUCUACUGUCAGUGUUUCUGUCUUAUAGCUUCAUAUAUAUCUUCAAACUGUAAUAAUACAUUGUAUAAAAAGACCAAAAACAUUUCACACCAACCCUCUCCAUACUGUCUUACCUAUAUGUCUGGUCCUUAGGCAUAUGUAACUGUAAUUGUGAGAUGAUUAGUACCUUAGAAACACUUUCUGCAAGGUUUUAUUGCAGACCUUGGAUUUUCCUCCUGACUUGAUUGUAUGUGAACGAUGUUGAGUUCCCUUCUGUAACUAUGCAGUACUUGGUCGUAUGCAUUGCUUUGUAUGUAUGGACCAAACAGGUUAGACUCUUGUUGUAGUCUGUAGAUCUAACAAGUCUUCAGGAAGCUUGAAGCUGUUUGUUGUAGGAUGGAGCUGCUUCUAUCUGAGGCAAAUGACCUGAUUAAAGAGUGCAAAUAUCUGAUUUAAUAAAGUUAGCACAAAUGAUUUGAUCAUCUAAAUUAACCCUGUGGGGCUACAUUUUCCCUUCUUCAUCUUUUAAGAUGUUGAUGAAUAUUUAUAAUAAUGUGCUGUUAGAGUGCGCUGAAUGCACUUGAAGACUUGUACAACUCCUUUAUUGGUGUAAAUAUAUUGUCUAUCCUUUCUGAUCCACUGUUACUGUAACCUAAAUGAUUGUUUUAAAAUAAACACUGUUUACUUUGCAAAUAUGUGCAUAGUAUAUAUUGGUUAACUAAAUGAACUUGUACGGAAUUGUAAAUAAAGCUUUCAUUGUUUCUCAAAGAAAGCGGA